AUGAUCUCGACAAUGCGACCGGAUAUAGACAACGUGGAUGAGUAUGUUCGUAAUACAACGGCACGUGCGUUCGCUGUGGUGGCAUCGGCACUGGGCAUACCGGCCCUUUUGCCUUUCCUGAAGGCAGUCUGCAAGAGUAAGAAGAGUUGGCAAGCGAGACAUACAGGAAUAAAGAUAGUUCAACAGAUGGCGAUUCUAAUGGGAUGUGCAGUUUUGCCGCAUUUAAGAGCAUUGGUGGAGAUUGUAGAGACUGGAUUGGUGGAUGAUCAACAGAAGGUGCGAACGAUCACAGCGUUGUGUCUGGCUGCAUUGGCUGAGGCAGCCACACCGUACGGUAUCGAGGCGUUCGACUCGGUGCUGAAACCACUCUGGAAAGGUAUCAGAUCGCAUCGAGGAAAGGGUUUAGCGGCCUUCUUGAAGGCAAUUGGCUUUCUGAUUCCGUUGAUGGACGCUGAAUACGCGUCGUAUUAUACUCGGGAAGUGAUGCUGAUCCUGAUUAGAGAGUUCGCAUCGCCUGAUGAAGAAAUGAAGAAGAUUGUGUUGAAGGUUGGUCGUUUGUUCAUUUCGCUUUUCUUUCAUAUUUUAAAUUUUUUGUUUGUGGGUUACUGA
Messenger RNA from Anisakis simplex (herring worm), 609 nucleotides. The record is from the annotation of a GenBank genome assembly. Lineage: Eukaryota; Metazoa; Nematoda; Chromadorea; Rhabditida; Anisakidae.